Molecule: messenger RNA, 1206 nt
Organism: Lineus longissimus
Lineage: Eukaryota; Metazoa; Nemertea; Pilidiophora; Heteronemertea; Lineidae
Product: extracellular globin-E1-like
Exons: 4
Coding region: 230-721 (163 amino acids)
Biological process (GO): response to hypoxia; oxygen transport
Molecular function (GO): heme binding; oxygen carrier activity; oxygen binding
Source: RefSeq, a predicted model, not a curated record
CAACGGCAUGAUCAACGGGCAGGACAGCAGGGGGAGAUUGAGAGUGACAUCGCCUACAUCGUGUUGAACUUUGCGAUUUACGUUGAGAAAUGAUCUAUGACCCCACGGAGAAGGACAACUGAAAGCAGCUUGAGCAGGCAGAGGCAGAUGCGUUGGGGAGACUUUUCUCUUAAGGACAUCACGGACAAGUCAAGACAAAUAGAGUACAUUUGGUAAUACCCCUUUGAAGAUGGCAGCCACGGUGAACGAGGACACCGGUCUGAACCAGCGGCAGGCACAGGUCAUCAAAGACUCAUGGCAAAACCAUAUCAAACACGACCUCAAGAAAUACGGUAUCAUCUUCUAUCAAAGAUUUUUCAUGACCUAUCCGGAUUACCAGCAGCUUUUCCAGUUCAUGCGAGAGCGCCCCCUGGAUCAACUUAUUAGGAACAAGGACCGGGUCCUAGUCACGCAGUCGCUGAAAACAAUGAAUGCUAUUGGUCAGUUGGUGGCGGCACUUGAUGCGCCGGACAAAAUGAAGGAUUUGGCAUUUGAUAUUGGAAAGGCCCAUUACAAGUAUGGAUGUCGGAAAGAACAUUUCGAUAGGGUAGGUCCGAUCCUCCUGGACACCAUGUCCGUGGGCCUUGGCCGAGAUAUGGAUGAGUAUUGCCACCAAGCCUGGAAAGCAUGGAUCGAAGCGCUCAUCCCCAUCAUGAACAAAGGGAACGGAAGCGCCGUGUGACUUGCGAGGAAUCAACUUUUUGCAGCAUGGUCGAGAAAGAUAGCAGAUUGUUAAAAACAGCACAGUGUUGUGAAUGGCUUUAAAAUGGCCACCAUUUUCCCCGUCGCUAAUUUUUUUAUUUGUUUUAUCAUACGGACCUAGAUUAAGCCAUUUCACUCAUCCGCAGUGUAAGUCCCGCCGUGCUCAAACAUGGAUGACACUAGACUUUAUAAUCGUAAGUGAAGUCAUCAAUUCAACGAAUGCAUGCAUUCGAUUUUAGUUAUUCAUUUUUAAAUUGUUUUAUAGCUGUUUCUGUUUUUUAUGGGCUUCUGCGUCAUAAGCGUGACUGGGAGAUGUAAAUCCGAUGGUAAGCCAGAAUGAUGAUGUGAAAUCAUGAAAUGAGUAAUGAUAUCAUUAUGAUGCAAAUAAAAUUCUGUAGAGAGUAAAGUUGCUGCCGUACAUGUAUGUAUCUCAGUCGAUUGAUAUUUGAGGUAUUUUAGCAGAUA